UGCUACGUCCCGCUGACGUUUGCUCUCCGCGCUGGGUCUCUGUAGUUAUCUCUGCUGCCAGUUGUACUAGUUCCUGGGACUUUCUCCACAAUCUUAAAAGGAGGUCAGAGCUUGUAACUUUUGAGCGUAAGAGCCCAGUGACAAGGGUGCUUUGAUCUUGCAAAGAGGGUUAAGUCAACGCAGAAAAGGCUUGUUCACCUUGUGCAACUCCUUUCGAGGAUCCCAGUGACAAAACUGUGUGGUGGUCUUAUUUUUGUCAGAACCAUUCUCUCUUCCAUCCUGCAGGAAGGUACAUUGUAGUAAUAUGUGUGUGCCAGAACCUGCCACAGACUUAGUUGUCUUCUGUCACUGUCUUCUAUUUUUUUUCCCAGUUGGCUGAUCUCUUUAAAUGUAUGCCUUUUGCUGCCACGGGUUUGGUGUACUGUGGUGCUAUCUCCCACUAUAAAGUCUCCUGAAAACUUUAUUUGAUCCAUUUGUAAUUAUGUGAUCCAGAAGGCAGCAUAGUUGUUAUUUCCUCCUAGUUUUCUGUCAUCCCUCCUCUUCAUGCUUCCAGCUUAAGUUGUUCCAGAGUCCUGGACUUUGUUGCCCUCUAUGCACAGAGAAGGAAAGAGGAAUUGUGUCUGUGGACAUGGCAACCUUUUUGUUUUUAAUGGCUAUUUUACAGUAUGGUACUGUAUUAAAACAAAUGUUGCAAAGAUUAUCUUGUAAGAUAGUAAAGAACAGAAAUCAAACCUGUAGUAUCUAUUGAUCGUGCCUUAAUGAGGACAAGAUUUUUAUACAGGAUGCCAAUAUUGAUCUGUGCUUUGUCUUGGACGUGACUGCUGUGGAAGAGAGCCAAGGAGGAUGCCAAGGACUGCAUCACUGAUUCUCGACAGCCAGGAACCUGACCAAAACUCCAGCAAAGAGAGAAGAGUGCUUUUCUUCCACAAACUCCCAUUUGUGGUGUCAGUCUGUCUUCCAUUCCUAGAAAUCUGGAGGUGCUGUGGAAGUGGUAGGAAACCUGAGGUUGCUAGACCUGCAUGGCUCCUACUGAUAACUGCUCAGUGCCUGACAAAGUGGAAAGAACAAAAGUGAACAUUUUUGACUUUGUGAAAGCCUCUUCAAAACAUGCAUUCAUAGUGCAGGCAUGGAGGGGUUGCUCAGAGGUGAAAAGCAAAAAAAAAGCAGAGGAACCAAAAUGCAGGGCUUCUCUUCGACCAAGGAGAUGACAGAGGACAGGCUUUCUCCAUCCAGGAAGCUAAAGAGAUCUUCAGAACAGCACAUCACGUCUUGCAGUGACCCAGGAAACCACCCAGCUGGCUGGGGCUGUGACUGCAGAAAUAGUUGUCAGAAAUGCUGAGUGCCAUUGGAAGGUGUGAUCCGUGAAAGCUGCUGGUUUAUCUCCAGAUACUGCUCGUGGUGUCCUACUGUGUCGUACAAGCUCUGAACUUCAUGGGCUGCAGAGUAACCUUUGGAGGCAGUCUGCUGCUGGAACACCCUUCCGGAGCCCCUUUGUGUGGCAGUGAAGGCAGCAGUGUGGGGGAGCAGUGUUGUGGGCUGGUGUCAGUGAGCCUGUGCUGUUUGAGGCCCCCAGCCCUCCUGCCUGGCAGAGGAAAGGGUACAAUGAGCUGCUGAGUGCCUUGGUACUUGCUACAGCACCCUGCCUGCUCACACUGCUGAAGCACUUGGACUCAGAAGAACAAAGCUGGUGAUGAGACUUGAAGAAACUGAAGUUAGUUUGCCCUGCUCUGGUGGCCCCAGCUAUUUUAUUGAUCUUUGUGUGUAUUACAGCCUGUUUAAUAGAUCUUUCUGAGUCCCUGGCUUGUGCUAGUGCACUGGCCUAAAGAGUGAGAUUGUCUGCUGUGCAUCCAGGUAUUCCUGAAAGUACUUGCAGGGCAAAAGGAGCCCUACACAUCAAAACACAGCCUUCCCUUCCUGCCCAGACUGAGCCUCUCAACAGUUGCUGAUUUCACUCUCAGUGCAUUUGCAUCCAGUGGUUUCCCUCAAGAAGAAAAUGAAACUAAAAGGAAAACAGAACUGAAAGAAAAUUUAAUAAAAGCAAAACUCAUUCUUUUAUAGCAUGAAAUAGAAAGACUGUGACCUUGCUGAGCAGAGUGCUUUGGUACACUUUGCAGACCACGCCAAGUAGUUGAAAGGCUUAGCUGGUGAUGGUGAGUCCAACUUCAGAGCAGUAUGACAGUUUGCUCCAGCAGAUGUCAGAAAGGAUUGAUGAGGGAUGUGGGGAGACCAUCUAUGUCAUUGGACAAGGAUCAGAUGGGACUGAGUACGGGCUGAGCGAGGCAGACAUGGAGGCGUCCUAUGCCACGUUGAAGAGCAUGGCCGAGCAGAUCGAGGCAGACGUGAUCCUCCUGAGGGAGCACCAGGAGGCCGGGGGCAAGGUGCGCGACUACCUGGUUCGGAAACGUGUGGGUGACAACGACUUCCUGGAGGUCAGGGUAGCAGUAGUUGGCAAUGUGGACGCAGGGAAGAGCACCUUGCUGGGUGUGUUGACUCACGGCGAGUUAGACAACGGCCGCGGCUUUGCUCGGCAGAAGCUCUUCCGCCACAAGCACGAGAUCGAGUCAGGCCGCACCAGCAGCGUGGGCAAUGACAUUCUGGGCUUCGACAGCGAGGGCAACGUGGUGAACAAACCUGACAGCCACGGUGGCAGCUUGGAAUGGACAAAGAUCUGUGAGAAAUCCACCAAGGUCAUUACUUUCAUUGACCUGGCUGGUCACGAAAAAUACCUGAAAACCACAGUCUUUGGCAUGACCGGCCACUUGCCUGACUUCUGCAUGCUUAUGGUUGGGAGUAAUGCUGGGAUUGUUGGAAUGACCAAGGAGCACUUAGGCCUGGCGCUUGCACUUAACGUUCCUGUCUUUGUUGUGGUGACCAAGAUUGACAUGUGCCCUGCCAACAUCCUGCAAGAAACCCUGAAGCUGUUACAGCGACUGCUGAAGUCCCCAGGGUGCAGGAAGAUUCCCGUGCUGGUUCAGAGCAAGGAUGAUGUCAUUGUAACAGCCUCCAACUUCAGCUCAGAGAGGAUGUGCCCAAUUUUCCAGAUUUCAAAUGUUACUGGGGAGAAUCUAGAUUUGCUGAAGAUGUUUCUUAAUCUCUUGUCUCCACGGACCAGUUACAGGGAAGAAGAGCCAGCAGAAUUCCAGAUAGAUGAUACUUACUCUGUCCCGGGUGUAGGAACAGUUGUCUCUGGGACGACGCUGAGAGGCUUAAUCAAGCUAAAUGACACCCUGCUGCUGGGGCCAGAUCCCCUUGGCAACUUCCUCCCCAUUGCUGUCAAGUCCAUCCACCGCAAGAGGAUGCCCGUCAAGGAGGUGCGGGGAGGCCAGACUGCCUCCUUUGCCUUGAAGAAGAUCAAGCGUUCUUCCAUCCGGAAAGGCAUGGUGAUGGUGUCACCCCGCCUGAAUCCACAAGCGUCAUGGGAGUUUGAAGCAGAGAUUCUGGUGCUCCAUCACCCCACGACCAUCAGCCCACGAUACCAGGCCAUGGUGCAUUGUGGCAGCAUCCGUCAGACAGCCACGAUUCUCAGCAUGGACAAGGACUGCCUGCGCACAGGGGACAAGGCCACCGUGCACUUCCGCUUCAUCAAAACCCCGGAGUAUUUACACAUAGACCAGCGCCUCGUCUUCCGGGAAGGCCGCACCAAAGCCGUGGGUACCAUCACUAAGCUACUCCAGACCACCAAUAACUCACCAAUGAACUCCAAGCCACAGCAGAUCAAGAUGCAGUCAACAAAGAAGGGAGCUGUUACGAAACGAGAGGAUGGCGUUCCCGCCGCUGGGAUGGCAGCUGGAGGCCCAGCAGCUGGGGAUGAGGCCCCCUCAACAGCUGCAGCACCACUAACACCUACUGCCCUGCAACCAUUGCCUGCCCUGGAUGAAGAGCCCCACAGCCGUGAGGGCAAUAAGUCAAAAGUUGGAGGAGGAGGCCGUCGACGUGGGGGUCAGCGCCAUAAAGUGAAAUCUCAGGGAGCCUGUGUGACUCCUGCCAGUGGCUGCUGAAUUUCUUAUUCCUCCUCUCUCUGAAGAAUUCCUCCCCAUCCCUUCAUUUCUUAUCCAAAAGAGCCAGAGCAGCGUAAACCAAAACCCAUCCCAGCUGAUUGGCUGCAGAAGAAUCGUCCCUCCUCCCUGCAGGAAGCGAUGGAGAGGAGCAUAAUUUAUAAGCUAAUGAAGGUGAUAAGACAGAGAACUGAGUAACUGACACCUUCCUCCUCCCCCUGUCGACACAUUUUUGUACAUCAUGGGCUUAGUUUUUAUUCUUAUUAGUUUUUAUUAUAUUUUGUGUGCAUGAAGAUGAGAGGGGAGUCUGGAUAGAGCUGCAAAGAGCCAGUUAGUUGCCUCCCUCCUCCCUCACCCCUUUCUGUCCACAGGACUUGCUGCUCUCCCCUAUUUGCUGUCUCAGAUCCAGGGGUUAUCAGAUGCCAGAAAUUUCAGACUUGCAAAGGUUAAAACAGGUUAUUUAGGAUGGCUCCAUGGAACAUCGUUUCAUCACCACUGUGGCCUUGUGCCAAAUAUGUUUUGGAUUCCCUCCCUCUUAAACUAUUUCUAAGUGGAUUUAAUUUAAUGUUGUAAUGACUGAAGUUUGAAGGAGAUGGUGAGAAAGUUCCUUAGUUGGAGAUCUAAGAGGAAAACAAAUUGGAAAGCAGUUGCUGAUGUUAAGUUCAGGGAUCCUAUGCUCAAUAUUCUCAAAUAAUGUUGAAAGCACUUAAAAUUUUAACUAGCGACAGAGUGAAAUGGGCAGACCUUUACCCACCCAGUUCCCCUUCCCAUUUUGCUGCUUUUCCCAGUGUUUGUUCAGUGCACAUUGGAGCAAAUCUUCCCUGCCUCCCAAGGCUGCAGCAGCUCCACUGACAGUAUUAAGAACAGUGCAGGAGCACUCAGUCCGUCCUUGAGCCAGAGAAAGCCUUCUCACCUGGGCGGACAGAGCUCACAGGUGGUAAGAUACCUUUGGAACAGAGACACCAGGCUAACAUGACCUUUCCUUCAUUUUGUUUACUCCAAGAUGUCCAAAACCUUUUUGGAACUCACUGGCCAAACUUUGCCAUGGCAGAAGUAGGAUUUGUCUUCUCCCCUCUUGGCCAAAGAGGGCAGUGACAAAUUGGUACCAAAUUUAUAGAAGUGCUUUCAAGGUUGGAAGUACAUGGUAAUUUUUCUGAUUUUCACUGAAUUUUUUAAAAGAUUUUAUUUUUCUUAAUGAGAAAUUCUGGCUUCUCCAAGAAGGCCCUGCAAGCACAGUUUACGAAUUACUGUUAGAAUGGUUUCUUUAACCAUUUAAUGAGUUUUUCAAGUGAUUGAUUCCCUGCUUAUUUUGAUCUCUUUUCUUCUAACCUUACCUCCUCCCUUGGCUCUGGUGAGGACAGGAAUUAUCCUCUGCCAGCUUGUGGCGAGCUCUGGGAGCGUGGUAGCAUUUUGAGGAGGAGAUGGCAUCCUCAGCAAAUCAUGGCUCCCCCCAGCAGGCGCGGUCAGGCUCGGUUUCUCCGAGGGCUUCCUCCUCCAAUGAAGGACUUUUAUUUUAAUCAGAGAGAGACUGCAAAGUUUCUGUCCCUCCUUAGCAGGUUGUUCCUGUUCCUCACUCUGUGUCACCUGUGUGGAGUUCGUUGCAGCUCACCUUGUGGCUCGGGGUGGGCUUCCAGGCGGGCUGAGUGGCAGAACGCAUCUCCCGCUGCCAACACCAGCACUCCAAGAGCAUUAAGCGGCACGGGAGAGGCAAGAAAGGUGGUUUGGAGAGCAGGAUCCUUUGCCUUAGAGACUGCAGUGGGUGGAAGGGGAGGUCAGACAGUCCUUUUCCAAGCUAUGUGCCUAAAUACCAGCACUCUCCUGGCGAGGGAGGAACUAUAGGCGGCUACGACACUAAUAGCACCCGCAUUGUGAGGGGGUGUGAGGUGUGGCUAAGCAGGGCACCAGGGCCUGGCUUGUUUGUCUUCUGGCCCUGUAGCAGCAUCAAACUGCAUCUGAUUUCACUGCCCUCUGCUUCUGAAGGGAGCAGGGAGCUCCAGGCGGUUUUCUCUUUCUCCAUUCCUUGUGCUCCAAAUGAAGGAGACUGCCGAGACUGAAAGAAGGUUCACUUCAAUUUGUGCAAAGGAGGUGGUGUGAUCUCUCUUUUGUGACCAGCAUUUACAGAUCACUCAGGCUGGUGUGAUCUAUAAAAUAAAUUUUAAAAAAGUUUGUUCCAAGUAAAAGU
This is a messenger RNA of Melospiza georgiana, 6177 nucleotides long. It is a transcript of the gene GTPBP1, whose product is annotated as GTP binding protein 1. The transcript has 14 exons. The record is from RefSeq and is a predicted model, not a curated record. Gene Ontology annotation, molecular function: translation elongation factor activity; GTP binding; GTPase activity. Lineage: Eukaryota; Metazoa; Chordata; Aves; Passeriformes; Passerellidae. The coding region runs from base 2148 to 3998 and encodes 616 amino acids. Gene Ontology annotation, biological process: translational elongation.